Molecule: messenger RNA, 1968 nt
Organism: Torulaspora globosa
Lineage: Eukaryota; Fungi; Ascomycota; Saccharomycetes; Saccharomycetales; Saccharomycetaceae
Gene: SEC9
Product: Sec9p
Exons: 1
Coding region: 1-1968 (655 amino acids)
Biological process (GO): exocytosis; vesicle fusion
Cellular component (GO): SNARE complex; plasma membrane
Molecular function (GO): syntaxin binding; SNAP receptor activity
Source: RefSeq, a predicted model, not a curated record
AUGGGGAUUAAGAAGUUAUUUAAAAUUAAGCCUCCUGAGGAGGAAACUCCGGAGCAAAAUAGAGAUACUCUUAUGGAACUGGGCAUCUCGACCAAAAACCCCAAUAGGAAGAGGAAGGAGAAGUUUGCUGCCUACGGGCAAUUUGCUAGAGAUCGCGAACAAGAUACAGUAUACGCUCCACCAGGGUAUGAAAAUUAUGGGAGGCUUGAGGUCGAGGAAGAUCUCAACAAAUCAGCACUGGAUGGGGAAAUCGGUUCUGGCUCUAACAUUCCAAAUCAGGGUCGAACAGAUCCAUAUAGCAUUUCCUCGGGGGGCACUGAUCCAUAUGCAGUCAGUUCGAAUAACGCCUAUAGUGGCGACCCUUACGCUAAAUUUCAAAACAGGAGUACGAACAGUGAAUAUUCGCAAUGGGCUGACGGAUACGGCUCCCAAAAACCUAUUGGGGGGGACAGUUAUGGAGGGAAGACUCAGUAUAACAGCGCAUAUGACGGAUUGAACAACUAUAACAACCACGCAACUGGAAACUCAGGGAUCAGCAAUGAUUUUAGACGAAACAUUAAUUCUUACAAUGGAGAGCGCACUGCAGGCUCCAGCCAGGCAAAUCCGUACGAUGGCAGCAGGGACGAUAGAAUGUCACCGAAUCCGUAUUCCUCUAGUUAUCAGAACAUGAAUAACCGCAGCGCCUCGGGACCGGUCACAGAUUCCAGUAUUGGUGCCGCUUCUCAUGAAAAGCCAGUCCCAAAAGCAAUGGAUACGAGCGGAUCUAAUCCUUACGCUAGCCUGGGAUCCGACUCUUACGCAAGCACAAGCACCACGAAUGUUAAUCCAUAUGCAAGGAGCAAAAGCCGAAAUUUGACGAGUUCUCCAGCCACGAGGCUGGGAGCACCGCACGGUACUAACCUAAACCGAACCGCUUCUACAGCGGGAACAGUUGAUCUGAAUAGUAGCCCUUUGGAUUCAAACUCCACUAAUGCUGGGGCUGGAGCUGACGAAUUUGACUUCGAGGAAGGUUUUGGACAACUAAAGAACACGUUGGCCGCGGAGGAAUUAGAUUUGAAUGCAACUAUCAAUGAAACAGAACGCGGAGAUGAUUUGAAUGCUACCAUUGGUCGCUCAGAGUUACAACAAGCAUACCAACAGCAGCCGCAGUGGCAAAUAGAAGAGGAAGAAUAUCAAAGUCAACAAGAGCAAGGCUAUGGAGGAUUGAAUAAUGACAGAGGUUUCAAGACUUUUGAAGACGUCCAGAGGGAGGAGGAAGCCCGUCAACAGCAAGAGGAGGAUGAAGCAGUUGAUGAGAUCAAACAGGAAAUUCGUUUUACCAAACAAAGCUCGGUAGCGUCGACUCGCAAUACCCUGAAAAUGGCACAGGAUGCAGAAAUGUCAGGGAUGAACACAUUAGGUAUGCUAGGGCAUCAGAGUGAGAAGCUAAACAGCAUUGAAAGAAAUCUCGACCUGAUGAAGGUGCAAAACAAAAUAGCGGAUGACAAGGUUGCUGAGCUAAAGAAGCUGAAUCGUAGCAUUCUGGCGGUGCACGUUUCAAACCCUUUCAACUCACGGAGAAGACAGAGGGAACGUGAAGAGAAGAUCAAGGGUCGUAAAAUCGAAGAAAAAAUGAUGCAGGAGCAUACGAGCCAACAACUAUCGAACUCGACACAACGUAUCGAGGGCGCGCUAAGGGGCAAUGAUGAGAUCAACACCGUGCGGGAGAAAUAUCAAAAACAGCAGAUUCUAACUCGUGCCAAGAAGUAUCAGUUUGAGAACGACGAAGAGGACGACAUGAUGGAAGUCGAGAUAGACAAGAACUUGGAUCAAAUUCAACAGGUCAGCGGCCGCCUGAAGAAGCUAGCCAUCGCAACAGGUGAGGAAUUGGAUUCCCAGCAGCGUCGUGUCAAGAACAUCGAGGAUAGCACAGACGAUCUGGACAUAAGGAUUCAUCUCAACACAACAAGGUUAGCAGGAAUAAGAUAG